This is a messenger RNA of Hyaloperonospora brassicae, 627 nucleotides long. Lineage: Eukaryota; Oomycota; Peronosporomycetes; Peronosporales; Peronosporaceae. The record is from the annotation of a GenBank genome assembly.
AUGUUGGGGGAACGAGAGGCGAGCUGUCGUCUGGAUAGGUAUUACUUCACUUCCGACCACGGCGACUGGGUGCGAGCGGUAGGCACGUUGAUUCUGGGCCCGUUCUAUGACCAUAACGGCGUCGAGGUACGUGUCGCGGUACCUGGUCGGUCGGUGCAAGUGAAGACGAGGCGGCAAGUGUACCCGCCGCCGAGGUACGCUGCACGAACUUACGAGGAAGUGACGACGGACUUUUUCGCAGGCACGUCGGCGCACCUGGUAAACGUAAUCACGGUCGUGGGUACAGUGAUUUACAAAGCGCGUGCUUAUGCGGGGUGGUUGGACAACGCGAAGAACGAGCUGCGGAAGAAGUACGUGACGGCGGCUCAGGACGCGCGACGGAGAUCAAUAACCGGCUACCACCAGUGCCUCAAGCGCCUGACCGACAGAAUUGAGGGCGCACUACGCUCUUGGGAUGGUGUGGAGGAUCAAGAAGUCAUCUCUGUGCUAAAGGCUCGACAUGCUGGCGCGGAGUGCAAAGCCGAGUGGCAGCAGAAGAAGCGACGAGCACUCUUUCGAUCGGAUCCUCCAGAGCGCAGCGGGACAAGGACGACGACGAUCGCGGGAGCUCGCGGAGGACAUGCGUGA